UCAGACUCAGUACAGGGUAGGUCAGUGGAACGGAGAGAGGGGAGAGAGCGAGUGAGAGAGAGAGAGGGUGCCCCAUCCAUGAACUAACCCCUGGAGGAGUCCAGACUGCAAACUUAUGGCUGUAUGAAAAAUACCGUUCUUUUCUCCUUUCUCUGGGAUCUUGGCUACCAGUUCUCUCCUGAUCAGAAGUUGUCACAAGUAUUUCUAAUUCCUUAAAAUAAAUCGAGCCACAAUUGCUGUGGACGUCAUUGGAGGUCAUGGAUACCCAUAUAAGAUGGAAAAUAAAGCGGCGGAUAAGGGACUUGUACCUUACUUUAGCAAUAAUUGUUCUCUUUGUAACUUCGCAAGCCAGUUCAGUGGAACCUGCAGAUCUCUUGAAGAUUUUAGAUUUUCACAGUUUACCUGAAGGCGUAACAAAAACGACAGGUUUCUGUGCGCACAGGAAGUCCUCAAAAGGGCCGGAUGUGGCAUAUAGAGUAUCCAAAGACGCCCAGCUCAGCGCGCCCACCAAACAGCUGUAUCCUGUUACACCAUUCCCGGAAGACUUCUCCAUCCUGGCUACAGUGAGGCCAAAGAAAGGCAGCCAGUCCUUCCUGAUGUCCAUCUACAAUGAGCAGGGCAUCCAGCAGCUGGGCAUGGAGGUGGGCCGCUCGCCCGUCUUCCUGUAUGAGGACCACAUGGGGAAGCCCGGGCCGGAGGACUACCCGCUCUUCAGAGGAAUCAACCUGGCUGACGGAAAGUGGCAUAGAGUAGCCAUUAGCGUGCACAAGCAAAGCAUCACCAUGAUUUUGGACUGUAAAAAGAAGACCACCAAGACCCUGGCUAGGAGUCCACACCCCAUCAUUGACACCAAAGGCAUUGUGGUUUUUGGAACUAGGAUACUUGAUGAAGAAGUCUUUGAGGGAGACAUUCAGCAACUGAUGAUCGUGGCGGACCACCGGGCGGCCUAUGACUACUGCGAACACUACAGCCCAGACUGCGAGGUGCCCGUGCCGGACGCCCCCCAGAACCAGGACCCCAACCCAGACGAAUACAUUCCAGAGGAGGACAGCUAUUACUAUGAAUACCCUUACUAUGAGGACAUGGACGGGGUCAAGACCGACGAGCCUUCCCCGGCUCCAGACGAGGUAGCGGGACCUGCCACCGAGGACAUCAAGGUUGAGGUAACGGACAGCGGUGCAGUGGAGGCGGCGGUGGAGAAGGCUGAGGCUGCGGAGACCGACGAGACCGGCAAAGCGACCUCGGAGGACGCGUACGGCGAGGAGACCAGCCCCUACGAGAGCUACGACACGUAUGGCAACUACGAGACCAGCUACUACGACGAGUCGACGGCGGCGCCGGACUCCAGCCGGCGGAUCACCAUCAGUGGCGGCAGCGUGGACGGUGGCACGGCGGCCGGCGCUGAGCUGGACCUUGGGCUCGGGGGCAAGAUCGACCUGGGCACGGGCGAGGACCUGGAGAAGACCAUCAUCACGGGGGGUGGGGGCUCGACUGUCACCAUCACGGGGAACGCCACUCGAGUCGGAGGCUAUGAUGACCACUAUGGGGAGGGUUACGACCUCCAGUACGGAGAGGAGGACUACAGGAUCGAGCACGGCGGCGGCGGGAGCAGCUCGUCCAGCAGCGGUGGUUCUGUGAGCGUUGGUGGCGGUUCCGUCAGCGUUGGUGGCGGUUCUGUGGGUGUCGGCGGUGGAUCCGUUAGUGUUGGCGGUGGAUCUGUGAGCGGUGGAGUUGGUUCGAGUGGCAGAGGUGGUGCAGCUGGCGCAGGUGGGGGUACAGCGGGCGCUGGUGCUGGUGCUGGUGCCGGGGCAGGUGCUGGUGCUGGUGCUGGGGGUGCAGGGGGUGGCCAGGGAGGCCUUGAUGAAUCAGACUACACCGAGGGGUUCAAGGAGGAAUCCAUCACGGAUUACGGAGACACCAUCAAGGAAAUCUACGACUAUUACCCUGACACGGAUUACGACCCAGAGAAAAAGCUGCUGCCAGCAGAGACGGACGAAUACUACGGACGGGUUGAUGGAGCCAGGGGGGAGAAGGGCCAGAAAGGAGAGCCUGCCGUCAUUGAACCUGGAAUGCUGGUGGAGGGUCCGCCGGGUCCUGAGGGCCCUACCGGUCUUCCUGGCCCCCCAGGUACUGCUGGAUCCCCAGGCACCCCGGGAGACCCUGGAGAGAGGGGUCCUCCCGGUCGCCCAGGCCUUCCCGGUGCCGACGGUCUGCCAGGACCCCCUGGGACUGUCUUAAUGCUGCCUUUCCGGUUCAGUGCUGGAGGAGAUUCUGGUCAGAAGGGGCCUGCGGUGUCAGCCCAGGAGGCCCAGAUGCAAGCCCUCAUGCAGCAGGCUAGGCUGGCAAUGAGGGGUCCUACAGGCCCAAUGGGUCUGACUGGAAGGCCGGGACCUUUGGGUCCUCCAGGUGUUUCUGGACUGAAGGGAGAGUCUGGGGAGAGUGGUCCACAGGGACCUCGUGGCCCCAUGGGUCCUCCAGGGCCUUCUGGGAAACCAGGAAGGAGGGGUCGUUCGGGGGCAGACGGAGCCAGGGGUAUGCCAGGACAGACAGGACCAAAGGGUGACAGAGGGUUUGACGGACUGGCUGGAUUACCCGGAGAAAAGGGACACAGAGGCGAGUCAGGGCCACAGGGACCACCCGGACCCCCAGGAGAGGAUGGUGAAAGAGGCGACGAUGGCGAGGUCGGACCCAGGGGGCUGCCAGGUGAACCUGGACCUCGUGGUUUGCUUGGACCAAAGGGACCCCAAGGACCUCCUGGCUCUCCUGGUGUAACUGGAAUGGAUGGCCACCCUGGACCCAAAGGAAAUAUUGGGCCUCAAGGGGAGCCUGGACCGCCUGGACAGCAGGGUAACCCCGGAGCUCAGGGUCUGCCAGGGCCUCAAGGACCCAUCGGGCCCCCAGGAGAAAAGGGUCCAACCGGGAAGCCGGGUUUGCCGGGAAUGCCAGGAGCCGAUGGGCCACCGGGUCACCCGGGAAAAGAAGGACCAUCCGGUGAAAAAGGACAUAUGGGGCCCACGGGUCCUCAAGGCCCGAUUGGGUAUCCAGGACCCAGAGGCGUGAAGGGAGCUGAUGGAGUCCGUGGGCUGAAAGGAAACAAGGGCGAAAAGGGAGAAGAUGGUUUCCCCGGAUUCAAGGGGGACAUGGGAAUUAAGGGUGACAGAGGGGAGAUAGGACCUGCUGGGCCCAGGGGUGAGGACGGUCCUGAGGGUCCAAAAGGCCGGUCCGGGCUUCCUGGAGACGCUGGUCCUAUUGGACCUACCGGCGACAAGGGCAAGCUUGGUGUUCCAGGGCUGCCAGGUUACCCAGGAAGACAAGGUCCAAAGGGAUCUCAGGGAUAUCAAGGCUUCCCGGGAGCAAACGGAGAGAAAGGCACACGAGGUACGGCAGGGAAGCCAGGACCAAGAGGACAGAGGGGACCAACAGGACCUCGAGGAGAGAGGGGACCCAGGGGUCCAACAGGAAAGGCGGGGCCUAAGGGUAACUCAGGAAGCGACGGUCCCCCAGGGCCACCAGGUGAAAGGGGUCUUCCAGGGCCUCAGGGUCCAACUGGAUUCCCAGGACCAAAGGGCCCACCCGGUCCUGCUGGAAAAGACGGGCUGCCUGGACACCCUGGACAGAGAGGUGAAACUGGUUUCCAAGGCAAGACGGGACCUCCUGGACCGCCAGGUGUGGUUGGGCCUCAGGGCCCUACAGGUGAGACUGGACCAAUGGGAGAUCGGGGCCACCCAGGACCCCCUGGUCCCCCUGGUGAGCAAGGUCUUCCAGGAGCUGCUGGGAAAGAGGGAGCCAAGGGUGACCCGGGUCCUGCUGGCCCUGCUGGUAAAGAUGGACCCCCAGGUCUGAGAGGCUUCCCUGGAGAGCGCGGUCUGCCCGGUCCAGUUGGGGCCCCUGGUUUGAAAGGAAAUGAAGGUCCCAACGGCCCACCUGGACCUGCAGGCUCUCCUGGUGAACGAGGUCCGGCCGGCCCAGCUGGACCCACCGGGCUCCCGGGACGCCCCGGACCCCAGGGACCCCCAGGCCCGGCCGGAGAGAAGGGUGGACCGGGUGAGAAAGGUCCUCAAGGUCCUGCUGGAAGAGAUGGCGUCCAGGGUCCCGUGGGUCUUCCAGGCCCCGCUGGCCCGCUGGGACCCCCUGGAGAAGAUGGGGACAAGGGGGAGAUCGGUGAACCAGGCCAGAAGGGAAGCAAAGGGGACAAAGGAGAGCAUGGCCCACCUGGUCCCACUGGUCCUCAAGGCCCAAUUGGACAGCCUGGCCCAGCUGGAGCCGAUGGGGAACCAGGACCUCGAGGCCAACAGGGGCUCUUUGGACAGAAAGGUGAUGAAGGACCCAGAGGGUUCCCAGGACCCCCUGGCCCAGUUGGGCUGCAGGGUCUGCCUGGUCCACCAGGUGAGAAGGGUGAAACCGGAGACGUUGGUCAAAUGGGCCCUCCUGGUCCCCCUGGUCCAAGAGGCCCCUCAGGAUCUUCUGGAGCUGAUGGCCCCCAGGGACCUCCAGGUGGCAUCGGGAACCCUGGAGCUGUGGGAGAGAAGGGUGAAUCUGGCGAGACAGGAGAGCCUGGUCUUCAAGGAGACCCUGGCCCACCAGGUCCCAGAGGAGAGCGAGGAGAGAAGGGAGAAGCCGGUCCUGCUGGUUCUGCUGGGCCUCCUGGUCCAAAAGGUCCUCCUGGAGAUGACGGUCCUAAGGGUAGCCCUGGUCCAAGUGGUUUCCCUGGUGAUCCUGGUCCCCCUGGAGAGCCCGGCCAGCCUGGUCAGGAUGGUCCACCCGGUGACAAAGGAGAUGAUGGAGAAGCUGGUCAACCAGGUUCUCCUGGUCCUACUGGUGAGUCAGGUCCCUCUGGCCCACCUGGAAAGAGAGGCCCACCUGGAGCUGCUGGACCUGAGGGAAGACAAGGAGAGAAAGGAGCUAAGGGUGAACCCGGCCUGGAGGGUCCACAAGGCAAGACAGGUCCCGUCGGUCCACAGGGAGCUCCCGGCAAGCCAGGUUCUGAAGGCCUCAGGGGCAUCCCUGGUCCAGUUGGUGAACAAGGUCUCCCCGGUUCUCCUGGUCCUGAUGGUCCUCCUGGCCCCAUGGGUCCACCUGGAUUACCUGGUCUGAAAGGUGACUCUGGUCUUAAAGGUGAAAAGGGCCACCCUGGUCUGAUUGGCUUGAUCGGACCUCCGGGCGAGCAGGGAGAGAAGGGUGACCGAGGUCUUCCAGGGCCUCAAGGGUCAUCAGGCCCCAAAGGCGACACUGGUAUUGCUGGUCCCUCUGGUCCAAUUGGUCCUAUCGGGCCUCCAGGAUUACCGGGUCCCCCUGGUCCUAAGGGUGCAAAGGGUUCAUCCGGUCAAACUGGUCCAAAGGGUGAGGCAGGUGUUCCUGGACCUCCAGGCCCUCCUGGCCCCCCUGGCGAUGUCAUCCACCCCCUGCCCAUCCAGUCCAGCCCCAAGAGGAGUAGGCGGAAUAUUGACGCCAGCCAGUUCAUGGACGACGAGGCCAACCCGGAUAACUACAAGGACUACGACGACGGCAUGGAGGAGAUCUUCGGCUCGCUCAAUUCCCUCAAGCUGGAAAUCGAGCAGAUGAAGCAUCCCCUGGGCACCCAGAGCAACCCCGCCCGCACCUGCAAGGACCUCCAGCUGUGCCACCCAGAUUUCCCCGACGGUGAAUACUGGAUUGAUCCUAACCAGGGUUGCUCUCGCGACUCCUUCAAGGUUUACUGUAACUUCACAGCCGGAGGAGAGAGCUGCAUCUUCCCAGACAAGAAGUCUGAAGGAAGUAAAAUGGCCCGUUGGCCCAAAGACACGCCAGGCACAUGGUAUAGUCGGUACAAGCGAGGGUCUCUGCUUUCCUACAUGGACUCAGAGGGUAACCCCAUCGGCGUGGUCCAGAUGACCUUCCUGCGGCUGCUGAGUGCGUCCGCCCGACAGAACAUCACCUACAACUGCUACCAGUCAGUGGCCUGGCACGACUCGGAACUGGACUCCUAUGACAAGGCCAUCCGCUUCCUGGGCUCCAACGACGAGGAGAUGUCUUACGACAAUAACCCCUACAUCCGAGCUGUGGUAGACGGCUGUGCGUUGAAAAAGGGCUAUGAAAAGACUGUACUUGAGAUCAACACACCAAAGGUGGAACAAGUGCCUUUUGUUGACAUCAUGUUCAACGAUUUUGGCGGAGCCUCGCAGAAGUUCGGAUUCGAAGUGGGGCCUGUCUGCUUCAUUGGAUGAGACUGUGUUUGCUGAAAAAAAAUUUUUUUUUAUAAUUAACUAAAACAAAACACACAGCAAAAAAAUAUUAAAAAAAAAACAUCACAUUUGUAAAACAUUGUUUCUCCAAAAGAAUAAAGAUUCAAGACAAGGAAAGGAAUAAUUCAAUAAAAGAAAUAAAAAAACAGCAACCUUGUAACCUCAGUGUACCCUCUCCAUCACAUGCAGGUUUUGAAACUGGAUGAGCCAGUCGUUUGCUCCCAUUCCGCCACCAUGCGGGCCUCGUGCUUGCCCCACGGUUCUCGCGCUCCCUCCCAGUAACAGUGUGCUCUUCGCUGUAGGUCAAGUCACAUUGCCCCCCUCCCCUACCCCCACCCCGUCACCUAGAGAAAAACUCUCAAAACCCUGACACACUUUAAAGGUGGAACUUACAGUGGCCUCCACCUCGAGCAGCAAUUUUUUUUCCUUCUUCCUUCUCAUGAUUUCCUUCUCCGAGCUUCAUUUUUGUGCAUAUUGUCGACCCAUUCCCUGGAAUGGUGCUUAUAUAUAUAAAUAUAUAUAUAUAUUUUUUGUAUGUUUGUAAGUAUGUUUUGUAUAUUUUUCCUGGUAUUGUUUAUUGAUUCUGGCUUCAAAACAUGCAUGUGACCUUUGUAUUGUAAGGAUGGAGAUGAUAAUUAUUUGAAAAAGAAAAAAAUUCAAAGAUGGACAGAAGUGAAUUGGAUGUGGGGAAAAGGAGUGCUGUCUUGCUGCAGGUGUGAAGCACAUCUUAUUGUAAUUUAAAAAACAGCUGAUAAUAAAAGUCAAAAAAGCACACAGCGCUAUCAUCUGAGCAUCAAUUUGCGAAAAAAGUAAAGGUUUAUCACUAGAAAGGACUUUUCCUUCUUUCUGUUUGCUGCCCUCUAUGGAAAAAUGGCUGUUGUAAACUUGCUUACGUGUAGCUGCAGAUUUUUAAUUUAAGGUGGUAAAGGCUUUCUCAGUUUGUUCAGUACUUCCAUAUUUGUUCUAUAAAAAUAUAUGCAAUGGGAGAUUACAUAUGGGAGGGAUAUCACGUUAUCGUGGAACAAAAAAGAGCAUAGGUGCUAUUUUGAAUUCCGUCUGUGGUGCUAUGUAUUUUUUCACUUUUUUUAAAUGUAAAGUAAAACACUGGUGAUGUCCAACCAUUACCACGUCUCCCAAGACUUUCUUAGCUCCUGCCUCCUUCACAAGAAAAGAUGAUCUUUGCUGCAUUUGCAGGGACUUAUUGUUAUGCAUGCCAUUUCUUCAUAUUCAUACAUAAGAACCAUAUUUCUUAAAUGUAUUUUUAGCUAGUAUGGCCCAUGUAGAAGCAAGUGUCCUAAUGUCUGAAAUACCUGCAAUAUUAGGAUUCAAAUAGUAGUGGAUUGUAAUCGAUUGCUGAAUGUGGUGCUAAUUUAUAUUUUGUCCUCUGAAACAGACAUCUCUGAACAAAAAAAAGGUUGAUGAAAAAAUCAGCAUAUUUUCACACGGUGGAUCUCGGAAAUGGUGCAUUCUGUAAAUGGAUCUCAGCGAGCAGAUUAUGUGCAAUGGUCUCUCUCCCCGCAAUGAGCCGUCACGUGGGCUUGUCUACAUAGCUUUCUUAUAAAUAUUCAAGAAAACUCCGUGCGGAGCGUUUCUGUUUUGUGGCAAUCAAACUCUAUGAGAAUUCCAAAGUGCUUUGCAGAAAAGUUGUGUGGCAUAUGUACCAGAAACUCUAGAUUUCCUAUCAAGCUUUUCAACAGCUUAGCUUGCCCCCAGUUAAGAAACUUGAAAACAAGGAAGGCCACCAGUCCGUUGGUUUUUAAACGGGACUGCGGGCUCUCUUGAUGUGCGGAUUGGGUUCCUUUUCUUACGUUUCUACUAUAAAAAUAAAAAAAAAGAAAAAAAUCUCUUGCAUGUGUAUCACUUGACAAGACUGGGAUUCCUCACCCAAUUGUACACCUGUAAAAUGGAGGGUACGCCAGACCAAAAGCUUGUUGUGAACAUCUGGGUCACAUGUUUUUCUAAAAGUCCUUUCUUUGACACUUCCCCGGCCCGCUACAGUGCUCUAUGCCUUAGACCACUCAGCAGCGACCACGCGCGUAACGUUUACUGUCCUGCAUCAGUAACUUGUUUUUAUGUGUGACUUGAACCAUUUUUGUAAUUAAAAUACACCUACAGAGCAUGAAUUUGGUGCAGCAGGCCCAGUUUAAAGUAUUGCUGUCAAUAAAAUUUUUUUGUAAAUUUUUUCUGAACCAGCAGUAAUGCUGCCAAUUAAUUUUUUUUGUUUGUUUUGUUUCAUUUUGUUUAGUUUGUUUGUACGUUUUUAAGGUCUUGUCAAACCUGUGUAAGAAAGGACAGAAGAUAUAUUGGUUUUUAUGUCAAUAAAUUCAAGUUUACUGUGCCCUUCCACUUCUUCGAGGUGUGUAUCUUGUAUGUCUUUUGAAGCAUUAAAACUUAUCUGUAUGCA
Messenger RNA from Megalops cyprinoides (Indo-Pacific tarpon), 8625 nucleotides. It is a transcript of the gene col5a1, whose product is annotated as procollagen, type V, alpha 1. NCBI's taxonomy places the organism in Eukaryota, Metazoa, Chordata, Actinopteri, Elopiformes, Megalopidae. The transcript is spliced from 66 exons. Gene Ontology annotation, molecular function: extracellular matrix structural constituent. Bases 258 to 6203 code for a protein of 1981 amino acids. The record is from RefSeq and is a predicted model, not a curated record.